UACGUUUUUACUUAUCUAGUUAUAUUAUAUUUUUACUUGUCUAAUAUAUUAUAAUAGUCAAUAUUGUGCCUGCUUUACAUAACAUUUUUUGAAAAUGAACAAAAACGUGAUCAUCUAUAAAGACUGCUGCAGUAAACUGGAAAAAAUCGCUUCAAAACGAAGAAUUUAUGGAUCCGAGUCGGCUCUCAGGUUGAACAAAAAAGACUCUAAACUUGACGUGUCUAAUGGAAAUCUUGUUAAAGAAUCAAAAAACAAAGUAAAAAAAAUGCCGUUUUUUUGUGCCAGUAGUGCUAGCAAAAGUUAUAACAUGUGCGUGAACAUCCAAACAACUUUGUCCAUGAUAAAGCAAUUCCCUGGUCAAACUUAUGAAGAUCAAGAUAGUUCAUUAAAUUCAUCUACUAACUUUAUCGUUGAAACAAAAUUGAACAAAAACAGCGGAACGAGCUUAAUAUCACAGCAAUCCUCAGAUGUGCAAAUUUGCCCAGCUACAUCGGAGGACAAAUUUAUAGACCAAGAGGAUGAUAUCGUAGAAGGUUUAAAUCCAAACCGGUGGGCAGUGAAACAAACCGAUGCUGUUAUAAAUCAUUCUGAGUGCGGGAUGCAAAAAAACUCUUGCUCUUGUCCAAAUCGGUUCAUGGAAAGUUACCAUAAAGUAAUGGCUCCUUUUAUGAAGCAUUUGAGACGUAAACAAAAUUCAAUAGAACCUCCUCAAAACCCUUACACUAAAGCAAAACUUGUACAGCACUACGAAUUGUUGUCCAAGCACAUGCAAGUCCUCAAACUAACUAUAGUCACAAUGAACAACGAAUUUCUAACACUGACCGAAAAAUACAACAAACUCUACGAUCAACAUAUUCGGGAUCAAAACCAAAACCUCAUACCGAUAUUACUUGAUACUGAAGACCAAAUUAACGCAUUAAGAUCCAAAGUCGAAGAGGCCGUUGAUGUGUACAGAGAAGCAGCUUUUGUGAACACGGGAGAAGUAUCGAAUUCGUCAUCGAUUCUUCUGGCCGAUAUUGAAGCAGAUCAAGAUCGAAGACCUAAGGAAACGACAACAGUACAUUUAUCCAAAUUGUUAAGGAGAAUUCAGUGCUUACAAGAAAAGCUCAAGACCGGCCAUUUCCGUCACGGCUGUGGCGACCAGGCAGAAUAACUGUGUGCAAAUAUUUUAUGGUCAUCAUUAAAACUGUCUUUACUAAUAUUACAGGACACAAUUGAUUGACUGUUUACUCUUAGGCCGGGGGUGGUGGUGUGUAUGGGGUGUGACUUUUUUGUUGAGGGGGAGGAGAUAUCUGAAAACCACGUACGUAAUUGACGUCUUCAUAGAACAACUCUGUGGAAGUAUUACAAAAAAAUAUAAGAUAUCGAAAUUUAAAACUAAGCGAUGUCGAGUAUAUUAAUAUAUAAAAUAAUAUAAGGAUAUGAUUUUACACCUGUUGAAGCUGAAUUUUAAUCCUACUAUAAAAUACUAUACUAUUUCAUUGAUUUGCUAAAUUUUUUUGAUAAAAAAUUACAUUACUGAACAAAUAAUUAAAUAACGUUAUAUUAUUUUACUCUCACUUAUCAAUUAUAGCAGUGUCAUUAUCAUAGACUAGGACAC
This is a messenger RNA of Acyrthosiphon pisum (pea aphid), 1600 nucleotides long. RefSeq lists its product as uncharacterized. The transcript has 7 exons. The coding region runs from base 95 to 1153 and encodes 352 amino acids. NCBI's taxonomy places the organism in Eukaryota, Metazoa, Arthropoda, Insecta, Hemiptera, Aphididae. The record is from RefSeq and is a predicted model, not a curated record.